UUAAAGAUGAAACCAAUGGUUCUCAGACUUAUUUUUCACCACAAAAAAAUCAGUAUUCAGUUGGAGUCCCUUGUCAUGUUUCUUCUGAUCCUUAUGUACUUUUACUUAAGUAGUAUUUGCAUGCAGGAUUUUUAACCUUUGUGGAGUAUUUUUACAUUGUCGUACUGAUAUUGUUACCUGGGUAAAAGAUCCUUCUUCUCCAGCCCCUGGUUACACUACUGACAUAUACAACCAUGUAACGGCACCAGUGGUGUCGGUGAGUCUUGAGCUAUGUGAUGUUUUAUCAGCCAGAUGUGGAGGACAAUAGUCCGCCAGCACUGAGAUUCCUUCAGUCACAGGAUGCAGUCACGUGGUUUCCCUCCUUACUUACUGUCAUGGGGAGUUAUUGACUUUGCUGCGGUUAGCGAUAAUAACCAAUCGGUUCCAGAGGGCAUUUCCUCUCCGUUUUAUCCUGUUGACUGUAGUUGACUGUAGUUGACUGCAUCGUCCUUCAGGGUCGCAUGUCUUCGUAGGUUGAUGGCGAUAUGGAGCAAUCCGUCACGCUCGGUCUUGGUCGCCUUCGGUCGUCAUGAACCCCAGCGCCGCCUCGGCUCGCUGUGAGGGCCGGUCCCCUGAAGAUGAACUGAUGGACGACUGGCUCUUCCUCUCCUCUGAUUCUGCCUCACCCCCGAGCCCGGAGGUGAGCAGGAGCCAGGAGACGGAGGACAGGGAGGACAGGGGCCAGCUCAAAUCCAAGUUGAUCUCGGCGUGGAACAGUGUCAAAUACGGCUGGUCCUUGAAGCAGAGAUCCAAAUUCAGCAAGAGCUCCGCUGUGAUCAUGUUUGGACAAUCCUACGAGCUCAGGGAUCACGAUGAGAAGGAGCGUUUCCGCCGCUCCUUCGCGUCCCGCCUGUGGUUGACGUACAGACGGGGUUUCCCUCAGCUGGAGGGCUGCUCGCUGACCACCGACAGCGGCUGGGGUUGCGUUUUACGCACGGGGCAGAUGCUGCUGGCUCAAGGCCUGCUCCUGCACCUGAUGCCACCAGGUUGGACGUGGUCUGUGAGCCCCCAUGCGGUCAAAGAUGACAUGGACCUGCCAGCGAUUCGCCCCACAGACGGUGUGGAGCGUGCACUGGAUGCAAAGGAGGAGCCGAAUGAGAGGGGUCGAAAACUGAGCUUGGGUUCCCUCCUGGACCGACCCAUGGAGGCUACGCACAGGAGGGUGGCGUCGUGGUUUGCGGACCAACCCACGGCCCCGUUCGGGAUACACCAGCUGGUGCAGCUGGGCAAAAGCUCGGGGAAGAAGGCCGGCGACUGGUACGGACCUUCCAUCGCGGCACACAUCCUCCGGAAAGCCAUGGCAGCAUCAGCGGACCUGCCCAAUCUAGUCGUGUACGUUGCACAAGAUUGCACCAUCUACUUGGAAGACGUGAAGAGGUUGUGUGAGCAGCCUUUCCCUCAGCCCUGGAAGUCUGUCAUCAUCCUGGUUCCCGUGCGACUCGGAGGACAAGAUCUCAAUCCCUCCUACAUCACUUGUGUCAAAAAACUCUUGACGUUACAAUGCUGCAUUGGGAUCAUUGGGGGCAAACCGAAGCACUCUUUGUUCUUCGUCGGCUUCCAGGAUGACCAUGUGCUGUACUUGGACCCUCACUACUGUCAGCCCACGGUGGAUAUAGCAAAGGAGAACUUUCCCUUGGAGUCCUUUCACUGUAAAUAUCCCAGGAAAAUGUCUUUCUCUCGCAUGGACCCCAGCUGUACCAUAGGCUUCUAUGCCAAAGGCCAAAUGGACUUUGAAUCACUCUGCACAGCUGUUAAUGAGGCUCUCUCCAUAUCUGCAGAGACGUACCCCAUGUUUAUAUUUGCAGAAGGAAAAAGUCAGGAGGAGGAAGGAACAUACACGCCCCCAAACAUCACCUACAUCCAGAGGCAGAACGAACGGAGAAGCGUGGACACUAGCAGCAGCAUGGACGAGUUUGUUCUAUUAUGAACAGAAGAAGUUCAAAUCAGCCCUGAAGGGGCGUACAGUGAUGAUCAAUUAUCAUAUAUAUAUAUAUGUGUGUGUGUGUGUGUGUGUGUGUGUGUGUGUGUGUGUGUGUGUGUGUGUGUGUGUGUGUGU
Messenger RNA from Anarrhichthys ocellatus (wolf-eel), 2095 nucleotides. RefSeq names its product cysteine protease ATG4D-like. NCBI's taxonomy places the organism in Eukaryota, Metazoa, Chordata, Actinopteri, Perciformes, Anarhichadidae. The transcript has 11 exons. Bases 569 to 1966 code for a protein of 465 amino acids. The record is from RefSeq and is a predicted model, not a curated record. Gene Ontology annotation, molecular function: cysteine-type endopeptidase activity; protein-phosphatidylethanolamide deconjugating activity. Gene Ontology annotation, cellular component: cytoplasm. Gene Ontology annotation, biological process: piecemeal microautophagy of the nucleus; C-terminal protein lipidation; protein processing.